This is a messenger RNA of Fraxinus pennsylvanica, 3414 nucleotides long. The record is from the annotation of a GenBank genome assembly. Lineage: Eukaryota; Viridiplantae; Streptophyta; Magnoliopsida; Lamiales; Oleaceae.
AUGGGUCGUCUUUCUUUUAUGAUAAAAUGGUUCCGCCUGCACAAGCCGUUGAAGCAGUUAAUUUUCCUUUGGGUGUUGUUUUCGGUUCAACAGCACUCGGUUUGGGGUUCCGAUGCGGAUAAAUCUGCUCUGCUGGAAUUCAAGGGUUCAAUUUCAGACCCUUCUGGAGUGCUGGUCAGCUGGAAUUUAAACAGCCAAAAUCACUGUUCCUGGUUAGGGGUUUCUUGCGAUUCGGGUUCUCGGGUCGUGGCGUUGAAUAUUACUGGUGGAGGUAAUUCUUUGUCUUGUGCUAGAAUUUCUCAAUUUCCACUUUAUGGGUUCGGAAUUAGACGGCCUUGUUUUGGUAGCGAUAGUAAAGUUGAAAUCUUGGGUAUAUUAUCCCCUUCAAUUGCGAAACUUACUGAACUUAAGAUUUUGUCGCUGCCUUUCAAUGAAUUGAGCGGUGAGAUUCCUGUUGAAAUUUGGGGUAUGGAAAAGCUUGAGGUUCUUGAUCUGGAAGGGAAUUUGAUUUCUGGGUCACUGCCUGUGCAAUUUAAGGGGUUGAAAAAUUUGAAAGUUCUUAACCUGGGAUUCAAUAAGAUUUCUGGGGAGAUGCCGAGUUCAUUGUCAAGUUGUAAGGGUCUUCAAGUCAUGAAUUUAGCUGGGAAUCGAGUGAAUGGAACGAUUCCAAAGUUUAUCGGUGGGUUUAGAGAUUUGAGGGGGCUCUACCUGUCCUUUAAUCUGCUUGGUGGGCCGAUUCCAAGUGAGAUUGGGGACAAUUGUGGUAAGCUUGAGCGUUUGGAGCUGGCUGGGAAUAUCUUGGUUGAAGGGAUCCCAAAAAGUCUUGGGAAAUGCAGAGGGUUGAAGACGCUUCUACUGUACUCAAAUAUGUUAGAGGAGGUUAUUCCUAGUGAACUCGGUCAGCUGAGUCAGCUUGAAGUAUUGGAUAUAUCAAGGAAUAAUCUUGGCGGUUCUAUACCGUCUGAUCUUGGGAAUUGUUCCAAGCUAUCCGUCCUUGUGCUGUCAAACUUGUGGGAUCCACUUCUUAAUGUCUCUAGUUCCAGAGAUAGUUUCUCGACGAGAAAGUUUGCAUUCACAGUCGAUGAGUAUAAUUUAUACGAAGGCACGAUUCCAGCAGAAAUUACCAUGCUCCCUCGCUUGAGGAUGGUGUGGGCUCCCAGAGCAACUCUUGAAGGACCGUUGCCGGGUAGUUGGGGUUCUUGCAACAACUUAGAGAUGCUGAAUUUGGCUCAGAACUAUUAUUCUGGAAAAAUCUCCAAGGAAUUUAGCAACUGCAAGAAGCUGCAUUUCCUUAAUUUGAGCUCAAACAAACUCACAGGGGAGAUCUUUGACAAAAUUCCUGUUCCUUGUAUGACUCUGUUCGAUAUCAGUGGGAAUUAUCUGUCAGGCUCGAUUCCCAAAUUUAAUAACGAAGCUUGUGCUCCAAUCCAAUCUUUAAGUGGAGAUCCCUCAAAAUUCAAUGAUUCAACUUCUGCUUACAUAUCGUAUUUCACAUAUAGAACUAGGAUCGAAACCCCUCUGCCAUUAUUUGGUGAUGAUGCUAGUUUUACGGUGUUCCAUAAUUUUGGUUCUAACAACCUUACAGGCACUGUGCAGUCAAUGACCAUUGCAUCUGAACGAUUAGGGAAGCAGACUGUGUAUGCAUUUUUUGCUGGUCGAAACAAGCUCAGUGGACCAUUUCCUGGAAGUUUAUUUGAGAAAUGUGAUCAAGUGAGUGGUAUGAUGGUUAAUGUCAGCAAUAACGGGUUCUCUGGUGCGUUUCCACCAGAUUCUAGCACAAUGUGCAAGUCUCUGAUACUCUUAGAUGCCUCCCGUAAUCAAAUUGUUGGGACUCUUCCUCCUAGCAUCAAUGAUUUGGCUUCACUUUGGGCUCUUGAUUUGAGUUGGAAUCCACUGGGUGGGACAAUUCCUAUCAGUCUUGGCCAGAUAAAGAAUCUUGAACGUCUUUCUUUGGCUGGAAACAACCUGAGUGGUCCCAUCCCUGCAAGCUUAGGACAACUGUUCUCUUUAGAAGUGCUUGACCUGUCUUCAAACUCUCUAUCGGGUGAGAUUCCGAAUGAUCUUACCAAUUUGAGGAACUUGACUGUGCUCCUCCUCAACAACAAUAACCUAUCCGGGCAAAUCCCCCUGAACUUGGCCAAUGUGACCAUGCUCUCAUCAUUUAAUGUCUCCUUCAACAAUUUGUCUGGGCCCCUUCCUCAGAACGAUAAUUUGAUGAAAUGCAAUAGUGUCCUUGGAAAUCCAUUUCUGAACCACUGCCGUAUGCUUGAUUCAUCAUCCUCUGCCGAUCAACAGGGAAGGAUAGGGGACUCGCCAAAAGAUCCGGGCCCUCCAUCAAGAACACCAAGCCAAGAGAGCAGGAGUGGUGGUAUUAACUCAAUUGAGAUUGCAUCCAUAACAUCUGCAGCAGCUAUUCUGUCGGUUCUUCUUGCUCUUAUCGUCCUCUUCUUUUAUACUAGAAAAAGGAAACCGAGGUCCAGAGUUAGUGGAACUGCUAGGAAGGAAGUUAUUGUCUUUACUGACAUUGGGGUUCCACUGACAUUUGAGAAUGUGGUGUGUGCCACCGGAAGUUUCAAUGCAAGCAACUGCAUUGGUAAUGGGGGGUUUGGAGCAACAUACAAAGCUGAGGUUGCUCCAGGAGUGCUAGUUGCGAUAAAACGGCUUGCACUCGGACGUUUUCAAGGUGUUCAACAGUUUGACGCAGAAAUCAGAACCCUGGGAAGGCUCCACCAUCCGAAUCUUGUGACCUUGAUAGGAUAUCAUGCUAGUGAGACAGAGAUGUUUCUUAUUUACAAUUAUUUGCCUGGUGGCAAUUUAGAGAAGUUUAUCCAGGAAAGGUCGACGAGGGCUGUAGACUGGAGGGUACUUCACAAGAUUGCUUUGGACAUAGCACGUGCACUUGCCUACCUACAUGAUCAGUGUGUGCCAAGGGUUCUUCAUCGCGACGUGAAGCCUAGCAAUAUCUUAUUGGAUGAGGACUACAACGCUUAUUUGUCUGAUUUUGGACUGGCUAGGCUACUUGGAACUUCUGAAACUCAUGCCACCACUGGUGUGGCUGGAACUUUUGGAUAUGUUGCCCCAGAGUAUGCAAUGACUUGCCGGGUUUCUGACAAGGCAGAUGUCUAUAGUUAUGGUGUUGUAUUGCUUGAAUUGAUGUCAGACAAGAAAGCAUUAGAUCCUUCAUUCUCUUCCUAUGGAAACGGAUUUAACAUAGUCACUUGGGCAUGCAUGCUCUUGCGCCAAGGCCGUGCCAAGGAGUUCUUUACUGCAGGGUUGUGGGAUGGAGGCCCACAUGAUGAUUUGGUAGAAAUCUUGCACUUGGCAGUUGUAUGUACAGUUGAUACUCUUUCUACCCGGCCCACAAUGAAGCAAGUCGUAAGACGACUAAAACAACUGCAUCCCCCAUCCUUUUAG